Cornus florida is the source of this 3527-nucleotide messenger RNA. RefSeq names its product alpha-mannosidase At3g26720. Gene Ontology annotation, molecular function: carbohydrate binding; alpha-mannosidase activity. Gene Ontology annotation, biological process: mannose metabolic process. Bases 199 to 3315 code for a protein of 1038 amino acids. NCBI's taxonomy places the organism in Eukaryota, Viridiplantae, Streptophyta, Magnoliopsida, Cornales, Cornaceae. The transcript has 29 exons. The record is from RefSeq and is a predicted model, not a curated record.
GCUCACGGGUUUAAUACAAUUAACCUAAUAAAUACUCCGUAUUUCAUUUUCGUCGUUAGGCAGGAGAUUGAUGCUCCUUCCCUUUGGUAGCUGCAGACGGAAGAAAGAGGACUCUUUGCUUUUGCCGAUCGAGAUCGUUUUUCGAGAUAUAGUAAAACCCUGUUUGGGAGACCCAUUUCAAUUUGUCUGAUAAUUUGAAUGAAAGUAGGGGUUUUGAGCUUCCUGGGUGGUUUAGUUUCAGCAAGAUCAAUAUCAAUGGAGGUUGUCAAAAUAUUAGUCCUAGUAUUGACAAUAAUUUUGAGUAGUAUUCUCUUUGUGGAAGUGGAAUCCAAGUACAUCGCAUACAACACUUCACAGGGGAUCGUCCCUGACAAAAUCAACGUCCAUCUGGUCCCUCACUCUCACGAUGAUGUUGGAUGGUUGAAGACUGUUGAUCAGUACUAUGUUGGGGCCAAUAAUUCUAUUCGGGGAGCGUGUGUUCAGAAUGUCUUGGAUUCUGUAAUUUCAGCGUUGCUGGAUGAUAAGAAUCGGAAGUUCAUUUAUGUUGAAGUGGCAUUCUUCCAGCGAUGGUGGAGACAGCAAAGUGAGGCACUUCAAACUAAAGUCAAGGAGCUCGUCAAUUCUGGUCAACUUGAAUUCAUAAAUGGGGGUAUGUGUAUGCAUGAUGAGGCAACCCCACAUUACAUCGAUCUGAUUGACCAGACAACUAUGGGACAUCAAUUUAUCAAAGAUGAAUUCGGUCAGAAACCUAGAGUUGGUUGGCAGAUCGAUCCUUUUGGACAUUCUGCUGUUCAAGCUUACUUGCUUGGUGCAGAGCUGGGAUUCGACUCUCUCUUUUUUGCCCGGAUUGAUUACCAAGACAGAGCUAAGAGAAAAGAUGAGAAAACUCUUGAGGUUGUGUGGCAAGGUUCUAAAUCCCUUCGUUCAUCUUCACAGAUAUUUACUAGUAUAUUCCCCAGGCAUUAUGAUCCUCCUGAUGGUUUUACAUUUGAAAUAAAUGAUGUAUCACCUCCUAUUCAGGAUAAUCCUCUCCUAUUUGACUAUAAUGUUCAAGAGCGAGUCAAUGACUUCGUAGCUGCCGCUGUAGCACAGGCUAACGUAACCAGGACAAACCAUAUAAUGUGGACCAUGGGGACAGACUUCCGAUAUCAAUACGCAAAUUCAUGGUUCAGGCAAAUGGACAAGUUUAUUCAUUAUGUCAACAUGGAUGGGCGUGUCAAUGCUCUAUAUUCAACCCCAUCCAUUUACACUGAUGCAAAAUAUGCAACAAAUGAAUUGUGGCCAGUCAAAGCUGGUGAUUUCUUCCCGUAUGCUGAUCGUGAAAAUGCAUACUGGACGGGUUACUUUACUAGUAGGCCAGCCUUUAAAGGUUAUGUCAGGAUGAUGAGUGCUUACUAUCUGGCGGCAAGGCAAUUGGAAUUCCUUAAAGGUAGGAGAAGCUCGGGGCCAAACACAGAUGUUUUGGCUGAUGCAUUGGCAAUUGUUCAACAUCAUGACGCAGUUAGUGGUACGGAAAGACAGCAUGUCGCUGCUGAUUAUGCAAAGCGACUUUCAAUGGGCUAUGCACAGGCUGAGAAGGUGGUAGCGUCAUCACUGGCUUUUUUAGCAGAGUCAAGAUUAAGUAUCAGACGUGAGAAUUCAGUCACCAAGUUUCAGCAGUGUCCUCUUCUUAAUAUAAGCUACUGUCCUCCUUCAGAAGCCGUUUUGUCUAAUGGGAAAAGCUUGGUUGUUGUUGUUUACAAUCCUUUAGGAUGGAAGAGGGAGGAAGUAAUUCGAAUUCCUGUUUCCACUGAGGGGAUAGUUGUUCUGGAUUCUGGUGGUAGAGUAAUUGAAUCUCAGCUUCUUCCUCUCUCAAAUGCUUCUUUGAGCAUCAGAAACUACCAUGUCAAAGCAUAUCUGGGUAGUUACCCCGGUGACAAGCUCAAAUAUUGGCUUGCAUUCUCAGCAUCUGUACCACCUCUUGGAUUCACUACUUACAUUGUCUCAAGUGCAAAACGGACAGGUACUGGUUCAACUAUAUCAGCAGUAUAUAGUUCAGAAGCAAAUAAGGAUACUACCGUGGAAGUUGGCCAAGGAAAUCUAAAACUAAUUUACAGUAACGAUGAGGGAAGGCUUAUUCAUUACAUAAAUAGCAGAAAUUUGGUUACAGCUUCUGCAGAGCAAUCAUACAGUUACUAUUCUGGAUAUAAUGGAACUGAUAAAGAUCCUCAGGCCUCUGGGGCAUAUGUCUUCCGUCCAAAUGGUACAUUCCCCAUAAAAUCUGAAGGCCAGGUUUCCUUAACUGUUAUGCAGGGUCCAGUAAUGGAUGAAGUACAUCAGCAUAUCAAUUCGUGGAUAUAUCAGAUCACCAGGGUAUACAAGGGAAAGGAACAUGCUGAAGUUGAGUUUAAUAUUGGACCUAUACCUGUGGACGACAGAGUGGGGAAGGAAAUAACAACUCAGAUCACAACAGUCAUGAAGACCAACAAAACAUUCUAUACGGAUUCUAAUGGACGGGACUUCAUUAAAAGGAUUCGGGAUUACAGAGCAGACUGGGAUCUGCAGGUGAAUCAACCAGUUGCUGGAAAUUAUUACCCUAUUAAUCUUGGAAUCUAUGUGGAGGAUGAAAGCAUGGAACUCUCAGUUUUGGUGGAUCGUUCAGUUGGUGGAUCCAGUUUGGUGGAUGGUCAAGUAGAGCUGAUGCUCCAUAGGAGGCUGCUUCGUGAUGACUCUAGAGGCGUUGGUGAGGCACUAAAUGAAGAAGUUUGUGUCCUUGAUGAGUGCAAAGGUUUAACGGUCCAAGGAAAAUAUUAUCUCAGAAUCGAUCCUCUAGGUGAAGGUGCCAAGUGGCGUCGCACACUUGGCCAAGAGAUAUAUUCUCCACUUCUUUUAGCAUUCAUGGAACAGGAUGAAAACAAUUGGACGAAUUCCCAUGUGCCAAUAUUUUCGGGGAUUGAUCCUUCCUAUAGUUUACCCGACAACAUUGCAAUUUUAACCCUCCAGGAACUUGAAAGUGGAAAAGUACUCCUUCGGUUGGCUCACCUAUACGAGAUCGGAGAGGACAAAGAGUAUUCUGUAAUGACUAGUGUGGAACUGAAAAAACUGUUUCCAGACAAGGAGAUCCGCAAGGUGACAGAGAUGAAUUUAUCAGCUAACCAAGAGAGAGCCGAAAUGGAGAAGAAGAGACUAAUUUGGAAAGUAGAAGGCUCUUCAGAAGAACCCAAGGUAUUGAGGGGAGGACCUGUUGAUCCUGCAAAACUUGUGGUUGAACUUGCCCCGAUGGAAAUCCGCACCUUCUUUAUUGACUUGGAUCAUAUCAAAAUGUUUGGUUCCUGAAACAGCAAAUCUCGGUUUGCUGUUGCAAUGUCUUUGUAUCUUCAUGCUUAUUUGAGCAUCCUCCUGUCUUGCAAGUUUGUAACCCCAUCAACUGAGAGAUGCAAGUCAUAUUUCAUACUAAACCUUUUCUUUUUAUGUUUUUGUUUUUGUUUGUUGAAGGGAAAAGCUAUAAUUGAGUAUUAAUUUACCGAGGGGGAGGGGACUGUUCUCAA